AAUCGUUGGUGGCGCUCCGCGCGGACUUCUUGGAUCCGCGCUGGGCCGUUUUGGCGGCGCCUCCGGCGGGGGGUCCGGCGUGGAUGCAAGCAGUCCUCGCGGGCCGUGAUAAGUUGAUGUGUGUCGGUGCUGUAUUUUUCUUUUCUCCUCAGCGUCGGCGCCUGGGGCUCCGCGCCCGCGCGCGGCGCGGGGAUGGCGGCGAAGCCCGCCAAGGGCUCCUCGGUGCUCGGCGAGAUCUGGGCGUACCGCCUCGACGUGGACAUCGAGAUCCGAGGGUGGAUUUUGUUGUUUGCGACGAUCACGGCAGUGUGGCUGUUCCUGCUCCCGUGCUACUGCGCCGGGCUGUCCUGGGCACCCUUCCGCAGGUUCUCUUCGUGGCUGCAUCGGCGUCUCUGGCACUUCUACCUUUUUAUGUGCUGCUUCAACGCUGCGUUCAUGGUCCUUGUGAUCAAUUGGCUUCCAGAUUGGACGGCCGGCAGCUACGUCGAGCACCUGGCCAGUUUCACGAGCUUCAUGUUGGUGAGCAUGCUGCAGUUUUCGGGGUCGAUUGCAGUGAUCGUAGGCUUCUGCGUCGCAGCGGCCUUCAAAGACCGCAUCGCGCUGCUCCUGGGCAUUGACCACAGAAGCUUUUUGAAGUGUAAGUUGAGAGACUGCUUAACUUGUUGGACAAGCGCGCGGUUCCAACCCAUCGAGCUUCUCGUUUGGAAAGUGGAAGACUUGCCUUCAGAAGAUAUGUUCUCCGCUAAUAAUGUGUUCGUGGAAUUCUUUUUGGGUUUCAACGAGCCUAUGCGGACGCGUGUCCACAAGAGUGCGGGUAGCAGGUGCGUUGUGAAGCAGACGAUGCAACUAAAUUUCGACGAGGACGAUGAUGAGGACAUGCUCACGAUCUUCGUUCGGAACCAGAAGGUGGUCGGGUCAGCCGAGCUGGCCCGAGCUGAGAUCAAGGUGGACAGGCUGAGAGAAUUGCUUCAUGCCCACGCUCCAGAUCAGCGUGUAGAGUGGGAUGAACUGCAAUUUGAACGCGUGAACCUCAUACCACGUGGUACCAUCUGGUUGUCAGCAAGGCCUCUAGUGGAGGAUGGGUUUCUAGAGGAAAUGCAGUCGUUCAACGACUUCACCACUUGCUGAGUAAGUGUCGUCCGGAAGCACGUAUGUCACACGUACCCGAAAGUUUCACUCCUAGCGCCACUUCCCCUAUGUAUUCUUACGACGUGCAUGUUCCUCUUUCCGCUUCCGCGACGCGCCCUUACACUUCCUGUGAGAUGAUUGCCAUUCCUGGAGCCCUCUAGGAACACGCUGGGAAUGCAUGGGGCACAUCUCGUAAUUGAUUGGCGAAGCCCAGUUGCCACAACCUUAUUACGGGCACCAGUGUAUUUCGCUCCCGAGUGCCAUCACAUAAGUGUAUCCUCCUCUCUGCUCGACGUGAGCAGGAGCAGGAGCAGGAGCAGGAGGAGCAGGCGGCGUCGGACUGCGAAGAGAGUUUCGGCAACGUCGGGGCCCCCCCACGCGGCCCGUCGGGACUGGGGCCCGGCCGCGGGGUGACGGCGUGCUUUCGGGAUAGCCCCUCCCCCUCUCCCCCUCCUCCUCCUCCUCCUCC
Molecule: messenger RNA, 1597 nt
Organism: Prorocentrum cordatum
Lineage: Eukaryota; Dinophyceae; Prorocentrales; Prorocentraceae
Source: the annotation of a GenBank genome assembly